CAUUAAAUAGGUUCGUUUUUUUUUUUGGGAAUAUCCAAUUUUAUUUAUCCAGUUGGUCCUUAAGCCAAACGAUUGGAAACGAUCUCGUUAAAUUAGUUUAUUAUUUAAGAAUUUUGAUUUGUUUUUCGAAAUAUCCAAUUUUUCAUGUUUUUUAGUUGUAAGCCAAACUUGGAUGGAAAAUAACCCCGUUAAGCCUACUAUUGUAGACCUAUCCGAAUCGAAGGACCAAACUGACGAGGACAUAAAGCACAUAACGAAAACCUCCAUUAAAAUCCCUUGCAUCAAAUGCAACCAGGUGUUUCCCAUGGACGAAUUUCCUAGCCACCAGGCCACCCAUAAACUCACCCCUCGCCCCCCCUUGAAUCAAGAAAUCAAAUGCACCGAGUGCGGCAUGGAUUUCGAUACCGUAGAGAACCUGAUCAAUCAUAUGAAAGCGCUGCAUUUCUCCAUGUGGGGUAGCUGGGGCCAGUACUACAACUGGAACCAAGUUUACUCGUACCCUUACGGCUUUGACUAUGCUGGAGGGAGUAGUGAGGCGAGUUACGGCACGUGUCGACGAUGGGCCGACCCUCCCGAGCCUCCACACCGUCACAGGCACGGUCGGAGGUCGCCCUCUCCACCUCACAGGAGAGGACGACCGCCUCCCCAUCACCGUGGAUGGCACGGGAGGUUCCAUAGGCACCAUCAUCAUAGGGGUAGAUCACUUGGGAGGCGCAGGAGGUUCUCCUCCUCGUCUUCCUCCUCGUCUUCUAAUGAAAGUUACGAUAGGAAGAAUAAGGGAGGAGGUGGUUCCCCGAUUGUUUUACUGGAUUCUGAUGAGGAGGGCAGGGUGGUGGAUCUGGUUCAGAGCGCCGAUGAGGGCGAGUGGGUGGUGGCUGACUCCUGGGUCAACGAGAACUGAUUAUUCUCGCAGAUUUUAUUAAUAAAUUUUAUUUUGUUGAGGACA
Molecule: messenger RNA, 946 nt
Organism: Anthonomus grandis grandis
Lineage: Eukaryota; Metazoa; Arthropoda; Insecta; Coleoptera; Curculionidae
Exons: 2
Coding region: 173-901 (242 amino acids)
Source: RefSeq, a predicted model, not a curated record